CAAUAGUACAGGAGAGUGUUCAGUGUGUCUGGAUGUUAACGUGGCCUUUCUCAACUGCGGCAUAAAGCUACACGGGCAUCAAUAUAGUGGACCCUUGUAAUGCAGAGCCUCCGCCGCCCAGUCCAGCCAUGUACCAGCUGGAUAUUGUCUUAAAGAAAGGCAACAACCUGGCCAUCAGAGAUCGCACAGGUACGAGUGAUCCAUAUGUCAAGUUCAAAAUUGCGGGGAAGGAGGUGUUCAGGAGUAAAACCAUCCACAAGAACCUCAAUCCAGUGUGGGAUGAAAGAGCAACUCUCCUGGUGGAAAGCCUGAGGGACCCGCUGUAUGUCAAGGUUUUUGACUACGACUUUGGACUUCAGGAUGACUUUAUGGGCUCAGCGUACCUCUACUUGGAGUCUCUGGAGCAUCAGAGGACACUGGAAGUUGUCCUGGACCUCAAGGACCCACAUUAUCCAGACCAUAAUCUCGGCAGCCUGGAACUUUCGGUCACGUUAUCACCGCGAGAGGGAGACAUGAGAGAUGCAACCAUGCUUUUGAGAAGGAACUGGAAACGAUCUAGUAAGUGCCAGAGUAUGCGCCUGUCAGAUGUACACCGAAAAGCUCAGCUGUGGCGGGGCAUCGUCAGCAUCAGUCUUAUCGAAGGUCGCGGCCUCCAGCCCAUGGAUGACAACGGCCGAAGUGACCCUUAUGUUAAAUUUCGGAUGGGACACCAAAAGUAUAAGAGCAAGACCAUUCCCAAAACGCUGAAUCCUCAAUGGAGAGAACAGUUUGACUUCCACAUGUAUGAGGAGCAAGGAGGCUACGUGGACAUUACGGUCUGGGACAAAGACGCCGGCAAGAAAGAUGACUUCAUGGGAAGGUGCACGAUCGACCUGUCCCUCCUCAGUAAAGAACACACACACAAAUUGGAGUUGCCACUCGAGGAAGGCGAAGGCGUGCUGGUGAUGCUGGUGACGCUCACGGCCUCUGCCGCCGUCUCCAUCUCAGACCUGUCAGUCAACGUGCUGGACGACCCGCAGGAGCGACACCAGAUCAAGCAGAGAUAUAGCUUGUGGAGGUCACUGCACAACCUGAAAGACGUCGGGGUGGUGCAGGUAAAAGUCAUCCGCGCUGAAGGACUGAUGGCGGCCGACGUCACAGGUAAGAGUGACCCAUUCUGCAUAGUGGAGCUAAGUAACGAUCGGCUGCAGACUCACACCGUUUACAAAAACCUGAACCCAGAGUGGAACAAGGUCUUCACUUUUAACGUGAAGGACAUCCACUCAGUACUCGAGGUCACCGUUUACGACGAGGACCGAGACAGAAGCGCAGACUUCCUGGGGAAAGUGGCCAUUCCUUUACUAAAGAUCCAAAAUGGAGAACGCAAAGCCUACGCCUUGAAAAGUAAGGAGCUGACAGGGCCAACGAAAGGGGUCAUCUUCCUUGAAAUAGACGUGAUUUUUAAUGCUGUGAAGGCGGGUCUCAGGACAUUGAUCCCCAUUGAGCAGAAGUACAUAGAGGAGGAGCCCAGAGUGUCCAAACAGCUGCUGUUGCGCAACUUCAACAGAGUGAGGCGCUGCAUCAUGUUCCUCAUCAACACCGGCUAUUACAUCAACAGCUGCUUCGAAUGGGAAUCUCCGCAGAGGAGCAUCUGCGCGUUUGUGCUCUUUGUCGUCCUCGUGUGGAACUUUGAACUCUAUAUGAUUCCGCUGGCUUUGUUGCUGCCCUUGGCCUGGAACUACAUUCUCAUCACGUCGGGCAAGGAUACGAGACAAGAUGUGCAAGCAAUGGAGGAUCUGAUGGAGGACGAGGAUGAGGAUUUUGACAAAGAUGACAGGGAAACUAAACCAGAGGCCGCGGACGACAGCCGUGAUAAAAACCAUAUCCUUGAGGAUAUGUUGGCUUCCUGGCGCUUUGAGUGGAUGCUAGCAAUGGUGGACUCUGAGAGGAAGGGCUUCAUGAACAAGCUUUAUGCCAUUCAGGACGUGUGUAUCAGUGUGCAGAAUGCGCUGGAUGAAGUGGCCUCCUAUGGCGAGAGGAUAAAGAACACUUUUAAUUGGACUGUGCCUUUCCUAAGCUGGCUGGCCAUCGUCGCUCUUGGAAUGGCCACCGUUAUUGUUUACGUCAUCCCGCUACGAUACAUUGUGCUAGCCUGGGGAGUGAAUAAAUUCACCAAGAAGCUGCGAGACCCUUACGCCAUCGAUAACAACGAGAUCUUUGAUUUUUUGUCCAGAGUGCCCUCCGAUGUCCAAGUGGUGCAGUAUCGAGAGCUGAAACUAGAUCCCAAUCCUAGUCCAAAUAAAAGGAAGAAAAACAACCCCGGGUAAAAGUCUUCUCCUGUCCACU
Hippocampus comes (tiger tail seahorse) is the source of this 2325-nucleotide messenger RNA. RefSeq names its product multiple C2 domains, transmembrane 1a (gene mctp1a). Gene Ontology annotation, cellular component: synaptic vesicle membrane. Gene Ontology annotation, biological process: regulation of neurotransmitter secretion. The coding region runs from base 129 to 2306 and encodes 725 amino acids. The record is from RefSeq and is a predicted model, not a curated record. The transcript is spliced from 22 exons. Lineage: Eukaryota; Metazoa; Chordata; Actinopteri; Syngnathiformes; Syngnathidae. Gene Ontology annotation, molecular function: calcium ion binding.